CGUAAGUUCUUGGUUUCGUAUUUUACUUAACGCUUUGUUUUUUUAUUUAUUAAAAGCCUUCUUCGAAUUUGUAUCACCGAAUUUUUAUUUUGGAUUAGUUCAUUGGUAUGAAUGUUAAACCAAAACCUGACGAAUGUCUUCCAGAAAUUUGUUGAUGUGUCUGGUCGGAUAUUUGACGGCGAGCUCUAUGGUUGUGAAUGUUGUUUGUAUUUUGUGUGUUAAAAUAAGUAUUCCAGCACCAUGCAUGAACUCUUGAAGCACGUACUGACCGAAAGGGACCUUACGAGAGCUGGCGAUAUUUUUGCUAUACCGGAUUCUGAGAUUGUUGACGAUCUAAAUGAAGUGUUAAAACAAAUAACAGAAGUCUCAUCCCGACCUGAUUACGUCCGCAACGACAGGGAUCAGGCCCUCAUAGAGAUAUGCGUGACGCGAGUUACGUCAUGUAUCAAGGAGACAGGAACAUUGGACAAAUACUGCGCAGCUCUAGUGGCACUAUUGGAGUCAUGCCUGCACCAUAACUUGAUGCCAUUAGGGCAUUUAAGAGAUGAUGAUCCACCUCAUGCAAAGAUUGCUUCUGAUGUCAUUGCUUGCAUUGUAUUGGUAUCGUUUCCACUUCAAUCGGACACGGAAAACUAUGGCAACAAGAAUGUAAUGGAGCUAUUCCUCCCCGUCGCAGUACAGUUCCUGCAUAAAGGCAAUCGGGAGAUAUCCAGGCACAUGGCUCGAUAUCUGUCAUUAGCCGCUGUACAUCAUGCAGUGCUACUCAAGCCUCACGUUCAAACGAUUAUGGACUCUAUAAUGUCCGGUAACUAUCCUCUGUGCCGAAUACUAACGAAUCUAUACGAAGUAUCCCCCGAGCCGCUGGAGGGUCACGCGACCGCCCUGGUGUCGCUGCUGCCCCACGCGGAACAAGUCGAGAAGAACUCGCUGUUCGCGCUGUUCGAGCUGAUCGCCGCGCGCAAGCCCGACGCCCUGCGGACCUGCGUGCCCCAGCUGCUGUCCUACCUGUGCCCCAGCACCGCCCGCCCCGACGAGCCCGGCUGCAUGUGUGUGGACAUCGUGCAGGUGAUGGCGUGCGUGAGCCGCAGCCGCGCGUCGCUGCUGAGCGAGCAGGGGCCCGCCCUGGCGCGCGCCGCCGCCCCCCCGCACGCCCCGCCCCGCCUCGUCGCGCUCGUCGCCGCGCUGCUCACGCGCAUCGGCUACACGCACCGGGAGCGAGCUCAAGAAGCCCUGAACUUCAUACUGGAGAAGCUGUCGACUGCGGACCGCGCGCAGCAGGCGGUGCUCAUGAGGGAGGCCACGUCGCUCUGCAGCGCAUUCCCCGCUCUGUUCACCGACAAACUGCUCACCGCCGUCAGGGCCAAUAAUACCACUCGUCCUAAAUCAGCGAUAUCUCACAGUGAAGUCAACCGUACAUCAGGCGGCGUUACCAUCGUCAAGCUGGGGGGACCGCAGAGUGCCCCCGCGCCGCCCCCCCCGGUGACCCCCGCGCCCCCCGUCGCCCCCCCGGCGCCCCCCGCGGCCGGGUACACGCGGCGCGCCAAGCUCGGGGACUCGCGCAGUACUGGACGACUGCACCCAGGACCUAACUCACAUCGAAGCAUGACCAGGCUGAAUGUAGCGGGCGGCUCGGUCGGAGGACUCCACAAGAGCAUGACCCGGUUGUCGUCGUCGCAGCAGAUCAACUUGCAGCAGCAGAACAGCGCCAGCAGCACCGUCACGACGAAUGGCAAGCCCGGUGUCUGCACGUCCAGCGUUGCGGCCAACAAGACUGCCAACACUCCCAGACAACACCACCAUCACAAUAUCGUUAUCGGAGCUCCACCUAACACGACAAACGGUCCAACGAUCAUCACUAAUCCACCGCACCAACCGCAAUCGAUAUCGGUAAACCCGCUCACCGGAAAAUCUUCCGACGCUCUCACUCCCUCCGUAUCGAUCCAGCACUCGAACAAUGCACUGGGCCACGUUUCCAUCAUCACCUCCACGGCCAAUUCCCCGCCGUGCUCCAACCCUAAUUCUAUAUCGAUAACCGGACCGGUGACCGUGACGUCACGCCGCGCGAACAACACUAGUGUGACCAUGAUCAACGGAGCGAACAACACGGACAAUUCAAACCACAGGAUCAGCGUAUUUGAGCCGUACCCGAUGCGCGACACCGUCCAGCACUUCUGCGAGAAGCAUUUGGACAAGAUCAAAGCUUACAUGGAUAAUGUUUCGCUGAGGCUGCCGCCGCCCGCCAAGUGUACUAUCGAAGAGCGGCGCUCGAAGAAGCACGCGCGGCUGUCGUUCGCGUGCGGCGGGCGCGGCGCGCACUGCCUGUUCUCUGCGGCGCCGUUCUGCGUGCGCACCCGCGCGCCCCGCGUGUGGGUGCACCUCAUGUUCCUGGCGCUGCAGGCCCGCCACGCCGCGGCGCUGUCCUCGCGCGACCCCACGCUGGCCAGCCUCAAGCACUGCUGGGACAUCCUCAAGUGCGAGAACAAGACCUUCCUCACGCUGGUCACGGGCGCCUUCCCGCCGCUCAAGGACCAGGACUUGUUGGUGGACGAGCUGCGGGCCGCCGGCUUCUUCGAUGUGUUCGAGCGGGACUCCCGCGGCGCCUGGGGCUGCUUCCUGUGCACGCGGCCCGAGCGCGCGCUGCCCUUCCUGUCGCCCUGCGCCGCGCCCGUCAUCGAGGGCACGCUCAAGGAGAAGAAGGGCCGCUGGAGGAUCUUCCGUCGCUGGCGCACCAGGUACUUCACGCUCUCCGGCGCCCACCUCUCCUGCAAGGGAUCUAGCGGCGGCGAAAGUAUCGACAUCAAUCAGAUCCGGUCCGUGAAGGUGUCGCGCGGCGCCCGCAACAUCCCGAAGGCGUUCGAGAUAUUCACCGGGGACCAGACGCUGAUACUGAAGCCGAAGGACGGCAAGAACGCCGAGGAGUGGGUGCAGUGCCUCAGCAUCGCGCUGGCGCACUCGCACGCGCGCGACGCGCCCGCCAAGGCCAACAGCCUGCCCGCCAGGGGCGUCACGCUCAAGAGCUUCUAAACGACGCACGCGCACCCGCAACCGGACCCGCACCAGCGCCCGCGCCCGCAGUACACACACUAACAGACUGACAAAAGUAAUCAACGUUGUAUAUAUAAUAAAAAUCAGACUUUAUAAGUGCUAACACAAGAAACUGGAAGUCAUAAUGGCGUUUAUUGCGUACAAAGCUCUACACAAAGCUCUACAGCUGGUUCGCUAAAUAAAAUUAACCGUUAAAAUAAUCACAGUUGCGGCCCAGUGGCUCUCGUCGCCUCGACGUAACUAACUCUGUGUUCAAUCGUACUUAAUUACAUAUUUUUCAAAGACUGUAGAAUAAACUCGAUUUCACCGGAAGAGAUUGUUUAAGCAAAUGAAAGUUUUUAUUUAGUUAUUCUUAGUUUAAUUAUUCGGUUGUGUAUAUAUUGACCGCGUAUUGCGAUUUAUCAAUUUAACGUUUUGUAGAAUAAGAUAAUGUACUUAAUUUUUGUGUAUACAUACUUACAUUUGUCUGUCAAUUUGUCCGUCCCUAACAUUAAACGAACAUUAUCAUUUUAAAGUUACAUAUUUCUAGUUUUACGAAAUUUAAUGUAUAUAUUAUGUAAUAACAUUAUGAAUGCCAUUCCCACCCUUCAAUCGAUUUAUAUUGAAAAGCUGACGUCACGUUUGUGAAAACAAAAAUCAAUAUAUUUUAUCCGAUGAAAUAUGUGAAAAAAUAUGUAAAGAAAAAAUAUUUACUAAUUAUAAUUAUAUAAGCAUAUUUAAGAAUGCUUUUUUUGCCUUUGAAGACAAACGAUACGUCUCGCCUGAUGAUUUGCUUAUCAUCACUGUUGUUCAUGGACAGCAGCACUAUCAAGUAGCGGUCUACCGUUGAGGACUCUCCGCAAACCUCAUUGAAUGUUUUAUAAAACAAUAAGCCUCGAUAAGAAAGGUAAUUUGAAUUUUCUUUCAAUAGCAAGAAAACACAUUAUACAAUAUAGUUGGAACAACCUCUCCUGACCGAGUCCUUGUGAGCACCCGUCCUAGUCUUUGACUAGCCCAGCCGUAAAUACCUAGGAAUAGCCGCGAUCCGUCCAUUCCAAAAAAAAAAAAAAACUUAUGGAAAAAAUACCGUUUAA
Molecule: messenger RNA, 4118 nt
Organism: Bombyx mandarina (wild silkworm)
Lineage: Eukaryota; Metazoa; Arthropoda; Insecta; Lepidoptera; Bombycidae
Gene: melt
Product: ventricular zone expressed PH domain-containing protein melted
Biological process (GO): regulation of signal transduction
Cellular component (GO): plasma membrane
Molecular function (GO): phosphatidylinositol-5-phosphate binding
Source: RefSeq, a predicted model, not a curated record